AUGCCUGUUGAUCAAAGACGCAUCAAUGGUCCAGAAGUAUCUGUACCUUAUUACAUUUAUUCUAAUUUCGAUAAGAAAAGUGACAAAGUGAAACAUGAUUUUAGUAAAAGAAGUGACAAACGAACCGACAUUUUAAAAACAAGUAUCGUUAGCCAAGCAAAGGGCUCUGCAUUCAUAGAAAUGGGAAAUACAAAAGUAGUUUGUUCGGUGUUUGAUCCUAGAGAGUUAUCAAACAAGAAUGGUUAUUGCACGCAAGGAGAAAUUUAUUGUGAAUUUAAGUUUGCCCCAUUUUCUUGUCAAAAACGGAAAAUUCAUCAGCAAAACGCUGAAGAAAAACAGUAUAGUUUGAUUUUACAGAGGGCAUUAGAAGCAGCUGUUUGUUUGCAUGAAUUUCCCAAUUUUCAAGUGGAUGUAUAUGUAAUGGUCUUAGAUAAUGCUGGUUCUUCAUUAGCUGCUGCAAUUAUGGCUGCUAGUACUGCUUUGGCUAAUGCGGGUGUCCCUAUGUUUGGUUUAGUUACAGCUUCAACUGUAGGCAUAUACGGUAAUCAUUACUUAAUGGAUCCUACGGAUACAGAAGAAGCAAUAUGUAAUACACAACCAGAUAACGAAGAUGAUUUUAAUUAUGGGAUAAUUACACUGGCUAGUCUUCCGCAACAUAAUCAAAUAUCUGAAGUAUUUUUAAUUGGUAGUAUCGACACAAAUACUAUUAAACAAGCAACAGAAAUGUUGACAGCAGCUAACAAAGAUAUUUGUCCUGUACUUCAGCAAUGUUUAGUAAAAACUAUCAUGAAACUAUAUAAUGAAAAAAAAACCACUUUUCCCGAAACAAAUAUGAGUAAAACUAUUCUAGGUUUAACCAUACGAUAUAUCAAUCCAGGAAAGAGUUCUGGUUCAUAUGAAGAGAACUGCCCAUGUGUAAGUACUAAUCCUUCCAAUCUAAUUGGAAAUUUCACAUCACAGCUGCCUACCAUAUUUUGUAUUUUGAAGUCGAGAAAUUUUGCCUUUAUUCAAAAUAAAUUAAAUUGAUAAUAUUCAAAUAAAAAUAAACGUAAUAUAUAUACAUAUUAGAAAAUGUUUACUAACGGGAAAGCCAAGUUUUUGAAUAAUCCUGGCAUACUUUCUUGCAGCCAAUCGAGAAUCUUCUUCGCUUUUUGCUCCGGUGCAAACCAUUUUUCCACUACUGAAUAUUAAAGCAGUAGUUCUAGGUUCCCUUAUCCUCAUGAUAACUGCAGCAAAUCUUUUUGGAUUAUAUUCCGCAUUCCUGGCAUGAAGAGCUAUUUUCUUUAAAUCUAACUUACAGUUUAAGUUAACUGUAGAAACAAUAUUCCUGUAACAUGAAUAGAAUAUAUAUAUUUUUCAUUAUAAAUUAAUUUUUUCACUUACUGAAGUUGCGGUAAUAUUCCUGGAUCUGCAGAAGCUGGUGUCAUAGGUGUCAUAGGACCAGGAGUAGAUGGUCCUAUGGAUGGAGGAGCUAUAUGA
Heterotrigona itama is the source of this 1479-nucleotide messenger RNA. The record is from the annotation of a GenBank genome assembly. NCBI's taxonomy places the organism in Eukaryota, Metazoa, Arthropoda, Insecta, Hymenoptera, Apidae.